Molecule: messenger RNA, 1939 nt
Organism: Hipposideros armiger (great roundleaf bat)
Lineage: Eukaryota; Metazoa; Chordata; Mammalia; Chiroptera; Hipposideridae
Gene: CUNH2orf81
Product: chromosome unknown C2orf81 homolog
Source: RefSeq, a predicted model, not a curated record
UGCGCACAGUUUGGUUGUCGGUGCGACGGUUAGGCAGAGACUACAGCAUCAAGGCGGGGAAGGUUGGAGAAACAGCUGCGGCGAUGGCGCAUGAGAGCUCGAGGCAGGCCCGAGACCGCGGGGUGACCCGGUCCAAGGCGGAAAAGGCACGUCCGCCUACGGUGCCCGUGCCGCAGGUGGACAUCGUUCCUGGAAAGCUCACUGAAGCUGAGUGGAUGGCACUCAGGGCUCUGGAGGAAGGCGAGGACGUGGUGGAGGACAUCUUGGAGGAACUAUUGGCACGAGUCAUGGACUCUGCCUUCAAAGUCUACCUGACUCAGCAGUGCAUUCCAUUCACCAUCAGCCAGGCUCGAGAGGCCAUGCUGCAGAUCACCGAGUGGCGCUUCCUGGCCCGGGAUGAGGGAGAAUCUGCAGUGGCUGAGGACCCCACAUGGGGCGAGGACGAGGAGCCCUUGCCAUGUCCAAUUGACGCAUGGGCUCAGGGAUGCGUGCCCGUGCUGCACGCGCCCGCCUCGGCGGGGCUGGAGGAGACCUACCAAAGCGAAGACCAAGAAGAGAGUGUGGACCAGAUUUCUUUAGGAAGAUCGCGGAUGGAUAGAGGCUUUGAGGAGCGGAUGGAAUCUUGGGAGCAUUCUCGCGAGCUGAGAGACACCCCCGGCACCCCGCCCACCCCGGAGCGGUUUCAGGAGGCAGGGCCCGGGUGUCUUUUAGAGGAACUGCAAGGCCAGGGAGGAGGCCACCUAUCCUCGGCCAAGUCCUUGGACAUGAGCCUCCAACGGUCGUCAGUCGAGAUGGUUCCCGCCGGCAGUCCCCAUUCUUCUGUGGAGCUGUCCCUGGUAGCCAGCCCCCAGGAAUCAGCCGAGAGGGCACGGCCCCCCAGCUCCCAGUUCUCGAGGGGGGAGCACUACAGUGGCACGCCGCAGCUGCACGCGGCUGGGGACCGGCCGGAGCUCAGAAAGGAGGAGGUGCCCUUCAUGGUCCCCUGCGGUGUGUUGGACGGCUCCUCCGCGGACAGUCUCGCCACGAUCAGCCCCUCCGCGUCCUUCCAGCCACAGAAGCUCCGGCGCACGGACUUGCAGCUGAGCUCGCGUUCCUGCGGUUGCUACAGGGCCAGCCGCAAAGCGACGGUGGGCCACUUGGACCCCGCGCGGCUGCCGUCCCUCUGGGUGUGCCCCUCGGUUAAGAUUGUGGAUGCUGACUCCGAGGGGCGCCCCCUUGAAAUCUACCGUAGGCGCCCGCGGGGCUAUAAGAUGGAAGUCAGGGCCAGAUGCCCAGCCACCCGCCGGGUCGUCCCUGACUCCCGGGCAGCUUUCUUCCCUCACCCGCCUGGAGCUGCUUUCCAUGCCUUGGGCCCGGGUGUCCAAUUCCCCACUGUAAGCAUAGGCCAACCACCGCCAGGCUUCUGGCCAAAGCUGCCCUUGCCCAGCCCCAAGAACCGCUUUCACUACAAACACCGGGAGCUCCCCAAAGUAGCCCGCAGCCCCCAACCUCCAGUGUGGCGGGGUGCAAAGUGGUCCAGGGGCUGGGAGGGGAAGGCCAGCCGCACCCACGCACCUCCUCAGGGCCUCUACCCAGGGGACCAGCAGUGCCUGGAUCCUCCCAGGUGGCCUCAACCUGAGCUCCACUUCCUCGAGGCCACAUCCCACCUAAUGUGGGAGCCCGUGUUGCUGACGGAAGCCAUGAAGCUGGCUCCUGGUGUGAGCCUGUGGAACCCAACCACCCAGAUGCUGCUCAGCUCUGGCACGCCUCAGCAGGAGGACAAACAAGAUGACACCUCUCCUCCCACUGAAGAGCACCCCAUCCAGACAGGUGCCCAGAAGCCCCAAGGGACUGUGGUACAGCUAACAAAGAACUCAACCCCUAAAAUGUGAUGACUCCCCUCCAAGCUCCUGCCCCAUUAUGAGCCCUGAACCUCAGCUAGUGGGAAUUCUACCUACCU